AUGGCUGGUUCAAUCAUCUUAGUGUGUACUUUGUUCUUCUUGAUUCUUCUUGUCACGUCAGCUCAGGCAGCCAACAAUUCUUUGAUACGUCCUUCAGAUACUUAUCUAGACCCACAAAAGGAUCCAUGCAAUGCUCUUGAAUAUAUCGCUAACAAUGCGCUCACUGCUAUCGCCUUUGUUUACUAUGUGCUGUUGGUCGUCCUCAUUCAGACUUGUCAAGUAGUCUAUAACGGCGGACACUUCAUGUUGUCCAUGGUUAUCGGGGAAUACAGCACGUUGCAGUCUUUUGCUUUUUAUGCUCUCGGCUUCGCAUUUCGCUUCACUUUACAUUACAGCCCUGACUCAUUGUGGAUUUUCAUUUCCGAAGACUUGAUGAUCGUAUUAUCUCCCUGUUCCUUCAUUGCCGCGAAUUAUGCUCUUCUUGGGUACCUUGCCGGUGAAAUCGACUGCGAACGUCUUGCUUUCAAUGAGGCGGUAGGAGCCUCAUUGAUUACAUCCAAGGUUCAAGGUUUGGCAUCGACGGGACUUCACGUGUGUCCUUGCAUCUGGCGUUUGCGUGUGGGAAUCUGGUCUAACUAUAUCUGUCGGAUUUUGUUGGCCGGCCUCUCCGUACAACUGUUCUCCUUCGGUUUCUUUUGUGCCGUCUACACUGAGGAACAGGAUGUCUGGGUGCGAGACUCAACACAACCCUGGUAUAGGGACUGGCGAACGCUCGCUACUGCCUUGGUGGUCAGUUGUAUCGGACUUCUGAUUCGUUCUGUCUAUCGUGUUGUGGAAGCUAGUCAGGGCUUCCGCGGCAAUCUCAGCACAAGCGAGACAGCCUUCUAUCUGGGUGACACGAUUCCCAUUUGCUUGGCUAUCUUUGUGUAUGUUCCAUUCUGGCCUGGAAGGUUCAUAAAGAAUAGCAGUCAUCCCUCUUCUAGUCUGACCCUUGAGCAAGGUGCCGGUAUGGGAGCCUACGGAAGUUUCCGGUACCCAGCGUCCAAUUGAGCGAAAGCGGCGCGUUCUUCUUUGUUCCCUCCUUUGCCUUCCUUUCGACGACGAGCUCGGUCUCGCUGGGACUCAUUCUCGCUCUGAAAGUCCUCUCUUUUUGCACGCAGCGCCUCUCCUAUUUCGUUUCGCAGUCGAAUUAACCUUCAUCAUAUUCCCGCACACACAUAAAUUAAUCCAAUAGUAUUUGCCAUGCC
This is a messenger RNA of Suillus discolor, 1187 nucleotides long. Its product is annotated as RTA1-domain-containing protein. Gene Ontology annotation, cellular component: plasma membrane; fungal-type vacuole. NCBI's taxonomy places the organism in Eukaryota, Fungi, Basidiomycota, Agaricomycetes, Boletales, Suillaceae. The transcript is spliced from 8 exons. The coding region runs from base 1 to 990 and encodes 329 amino acids. The record is from RefSeq and is a predicted model, not a curated record.